GGCUGGAAGUCGCUGCCCGGGCGGAGGAAGCGGCCGGGGCCGGAGCCGAGCCCGGCGAUGGCUGCAGCGGGGCCGGCGCAGCUCCAGGUGGCGUUUGAGGACGUCGCUCUGUAUUUCACCCGGGAGGAGUGGGAGCUCCUAUCCCAGCCAGAGCAGCAGCUGUACCGGGACCAGAUGCUGAGGAAUUACUGGACCCUCCUUUCCCUGGGCUCUUCAGGUUCCAAACCGGACUUAAUCCACCGGAUCGAGCUAGGGGACGCAGAGCUCUGGAUCCAGGAUGCCAAGGACUCCAGGGUAAACUCUGGGCCAGAGAGCCCCUGCUCAGGGCCUGAGAGCCCCUGCUCAGCCAGGCUCGGGAUCCUGGGAGGAACGCAGGCACAGUCUGAGUGUGGGGAGAGCGCGGCAGGAAAGCAGGAUCCCACGGCCCGCAGGGGGAUCCAUGCACAGGAUGCAGUCCAUCUCCAGGAUAAACUCAGCCAGAGACCAGAUGUGGUUACACAACAGAGACUCCCCAGGGGCCGGCGCCUCCACCAUCGCAUCAACUGCAGCAAGAGGUUCAGCAACCCCUCUGCACUGAACCAGCAUCGGUGCAUGCACCCCAGGGAGCAACGGUAUCGCUGUGCUGACUGCGGCAAGGGCUUUGCACACAGCUCAAGCCUGAUAAUACACCGGCGCACACACACCGGGGAACGGCCGCACCACUGUGCUGAGUGUGGCAAGGGCUUUGCACAGUUUGCACACCUGAAAACACACCAGCGCACACACACUAAGGAGCGGCCAUACUGCUGUGCUGACUGUGGCAAAGGCUUUGCACACAGCACAAGCCUGAGAGUACAUCAACGCACGCACACCGGGGAGCGGCCGUACCGCUGCACCGACUGCGGCAAGAGCUUUGUACAGUUCGCACACCUGACAGCACACCAGCGCACACACACUGGGGAGCGACCGCACUGCUGUGCUGACUGCGGCAAGGGCUUUGCACAGAUCUCAGUGCUGAGAAUGCAUGAGCGCACUCACUCAGGGGAGCGACCGCACUGCUGUGCUGACUGCGGCAAGGGCUUUGCACAGAUCUCAGUGCUGAGAAUGCAUGAGCGCACUCACUCAGGGGAGCGACCGCACCGCUGUGCUGACUGCGGCAAGGGCUUUGCACAGAUCUCACAGCUGAGAAGUCACCAGCGCACACACACUGGGGAGCGGCCGCACCACUGCACCAUUUGUGGCAAGAGCUUUGCAGACAGCUCAAAACUGAGAAUACAUCAGCGCACACACACCGGGGAGCGGCCGCACCGCUGUGCUGAGUGUGGCAAGAGCUUUGCACAGAUUGCACACCUGAGAACACACCAGCGCAUACACACUAAGGAGCGGCCAUACUGCUGUGCUGACUGUGGCAAAGGCUUUGCACACAGCACAAGCCUGAGAAGUCACCAGCGCACACACACCGGAGAGCGGCCGUACCGCUGCACCGACUGCGGCAAGAGCUUCGUACAGUUCCCACACCUGACAGCACACCAGCGCACACACACUGGGGAGCGGCCGUACAGCUGUGAUGUGUGUGGCAAGAGUUUCAUCCGUGCCAGCGUGCUGACCAAACACCAGCGCACACACACAGGGGAGCGGCCGCACUGCUGUGGCAGCUGUGGUAAGAAGUUCAGCAGUACCGACAGGCUGACCCAGCACCAGCGCACCCACACCGGGGAGCGGCCGCAUCGCUGUGCUGACUGCGGGAAGGGCUUUGACUAUAUCUCAAACCUGAGAGCACACCAGCGCACACACACCGGGGAGCGGCCGUACAGCUGUCCCAAUUGUGGCAAGAGCUUCAGCAGUUCCCAAGCAGUGACCAAACAUCAGACCGUGCACACCGGGAAGCGGCCAUUUGAAUGCACUGCCUGUGGCAAAAGCUUUGCACAACGCUCAUGCCUAAAAAUACACCAGCGCAUUCAUACCGGGGAGCAGCCUUACAGCUGUGCUUAUUGUGGCAAAUGCUUUUCUCAUUUGGGCAACCUCACCCGGCACCAGGCCACUCACACCAACACCCUUGUGUCACUGCCAGGGUCUGAGGGGCUUCUGGCAGCCGAUGAGCAUGGCACAGUGCCAGCAGAUACAGACCAGAAAGUGGUCCUCUCCCCAUGAUACCCAGCAGAGAGACUGUGUGGAGCAGGGAAGAGGACUUGGCUGAGUAGUGUGGGGAAGAGCAGACAGGUGGGUAGCUAUCCCAUGGAGCAUCUCUUCCUCUUCUGCCGCUAAGCGUUUUGAGAAGUGAAGAGGAGCUCGACAUUGAUCUCACCACCCAUAGUGUCUACGACACAAGAUUGCUUGUGGCAUUCACGGAGGUGCUUACCACAGUGGAACAGUGCUUUUGGGCUUGGGAAAC
Messenger RNA from Gopherus evgoodei (Goodes thornscrub tortoise), 2371 nucleotides. Its product is annotated as zinc finger protein 883-like. Gene Ontology annotation, biological process: negative regulation of transcription by RNA polymerase II. The record is from RefSeq and is a predicted model, not a curated record. Bases 58 to 2130 code for a protein of 690 amino acids. Gene Ontology annotation, molecular function: RNA polymerase II cis-regulatory region sequence-specific DNA binding; DNA-binding transcription repressor activity, RNA polymerase II-specific. Lineage: Eukaryota; Metazoa; Chordata; Testudines; Testudinidae. The transcript is spliced from 5 exons.